This is a messenger RNA of Rhodotorula graminis WP1, 957 nucleotides long. RefSeq lists its product as uncharacterized. The record is from RefSeq and is a predicted model, not a curated record. The transcript is spliced from 10 exons. The coding region runs from base 1 to 957 and encodes 318 amino acids. NCBI's taxonomy places the organism in Eukaryota, Fungi, Basidiomycota, Microbotryomycetes, Sporidiobolales, Sporidiobolaceae. Gene Ontology annotation, molecular function: 4-hydroxy-tetrahydrodipicolinate synthase activity.
AUGCCCUCCAAGUUCGGCCAGUUCGUCCCUCGCGGCGUCUAUGCACCUCUGUACACCUACUUCCAUGACGACGAGACGCUCGACAUCGAGGCGCACAAGCGCCACGUCCAGUUUGUCGCGUCCGCCGGCGUCGGUAUCGUCGCACUCGGCUCUUCGGGCGAGGCCUCGCACUUGACGCGCGACGAGCGCAACGAGAUCAUCGCGGCGACGAGGCAGGUCCUCGACGCCGACGCGGCGCUCGUGAGCAUCCCUCUCAUCGUCGGGACGAGUGCUGGCUCGACGAGGGAGACGAUCGACUUCACGAAGGACGCCGCGAGGCUCGGCGCCGACUUUGCCAUGGUCAUUACGCCCGGCUACUUCGCCGGGCUCAUGUCGAGGGAUGCCAUCAAGCAGUUCUACCUCGACGUGGCUGCCGCGAGCCCGAUCCCGAUCCUCGUCUACAACUAUCCCGGCGCCUCGAGCGGCAUCGACAUCGACUCAACGCUCAUGUCCGAGAUCGUCGCCGCUGCGCCAAACGUCGCCGGCACGAAGCUGACCUGCGGCGCCGUGGGAAAGCUCUCUCGUAUCACGGCCUUGCGCGACGACUUUGCCGUCUUUGGCGGGUUCAUCGACUUUCUCCUGCCGUCGCUCACGGUCGGGGCGGCGGGCUGCAUCACUGGCUUGGCAAACACCGUUCCGAAAACGUGCGUCAAGCUGUACCGCGACGCUCAAGCCGCCCUUUCGGCCGACUCAAUCUCGUCGUCGACGUUCGCCUCGCUCCAGAAGCAGCAGCUCGUGUGCUCUCGUGCCGACUGGGUCAUCAUCAAGGGCGGCAUCAACGGCCCCAAGUUCGCGCUCGACCGCCUCAACGGCUACGGCGGUAAGCCGCGCAGGCCGCUCCUCCCGAUGGACCCGGCGGCCGGCGAGAAGAUGCUCGAGUCGCUCGAGGAGGUUCUUGCAGUCGAGCGAGCCCUGUAG